Messenger RNA from Aspergillus affinis, 780 nucleotides. RefSeq lists its product as uncharacterized. The transcript has 6 exons. The coding region runs from base 1 to 780 and encodes 259 amino acids. The record is from RefSeq and is a predicted model, not a curated record. NCBI's taxonomy places the organism in Eukaryota, Fungi, Ascomycota, Eurotiomycetes, Eurotiales, Aspergillaceae.
AUGCUCGUGACACUGCAUUCUCGGAUUGCUGACCUCGAUGGGUUAAUCCAAGGGGCAGAGCGGAUUCAAGAUGCUGAGAUAAAGCGAUUUACGCCCUGGAUUUUUCAGCACGUCCAGGUUGUCGAUUGGAACUAUACCGAGUCCUGGCCGGAUGAAAGGAGUGACUUCAAAGACUUUUUCUGGCUUCUCAAUUCUUACUACGCCGAACUCACUGAUCCCGAUGAAAACAGUUUGACCAGUGCUCUUAAGGUGAGCGAGACGAUCAAGCUACCUAGGAAAAAUUGGAAAGUCACUGAAAGAGAGCAUCACGAUCUCUUCAUGAAGUCACAAGAUACUAUACAGCAAGUUCCUCGACUUUACUUUCCUGUAUCGAAGUUUGAGCAAAGAUAUGUUAUUGGUGGGCAGCGGUAUGCCAGUAGGCCAGAUGGCGCAGUUGUGGUUGGUCCACAGGAAAGACGCUUGCCAAUUAUCUCCUUUGUCGGCUGGUAUGAAGGGCAGACUUGGGGCGACUUUAUAGCCGAAAUUCUUAGCAUAAUGUUGGGACAGCUUGCCAAAAAUACCAGUGUGAAACUCCAAGAUCAGGAGGUCUUUGUGGUUGGAAUUUUUUGGGCGAGGUGUUUAUAUCUCCCGAGCAUCUUUCAAAAGGGACUUGAUUUCGCGGUGAAGGAGGACUGGUUUGAGGCUAUGAUAGCUCUCACUGGACUAUUGCGGUACCUGCUCAGUGGAAAUUCUAAAGUCAGUGCUGUAGAGGCUUAUCUCAAUGGGGCUGAAAAGUCUUAG